AUGGCCGCUACACAACUCUCCCUCUUCACCGAGCUCACCCGUCUUACCCAGCCCGGGUACCCAGUCACUGAGGUGCUCACGAAGCUCCUCAAUCUGGUCGGACACGAUGUCUGUGCCACCAAGCGCAAUCAUCACGCCGUCUACUGGGCCGUCUCACAAGCCCGCGACAUCAUCGACGGCAUUAACGCCCUCGUCAAGGUUGCUGGGGAGGGUGAAUCUUGGGAGGCUUUCGAUGACUACACCAUCCGAAUCCUAUGGAUCGAAAAAGUUCUGUUGGCUUUCUCUCUGAUCACCGAAAAAGAGACUAUCGUCGCCCGAUUCGGCGAGACAUCGAGCAUUGUCGAGGAAAUUGCCUUUGUGGACGCACUUCGGGACAACAGAAAGGACCUUCGCGACAUUCUUCAACAGUUGAUCGACUCUACGUAUCUCAAGGGUGAUGUUGCUGAGCACACCAAGGCAGUCAAGACAGUUCAAAAACAGGACGAUCUAUCUGCAUUCCGCGCUACAGUUGGCAGACUUCGCAAUUACCUUAAUCGGCUUAGCGGCCACGGCAAGGACUCGCUCGCAGAAGUUGUCCGCCGUUUUGAUGCUCUCCACGUUACUUUGGCCACUGCGCCAGACACUCUAGCUGACGCCGUCUUUCUUUUUGCUCUUCAAUGCGCUCUCCUUAUCGAAAUCGUCACUAGCAACCGCGACAAGAAGGCAUUUAUGCGCGUCCAAGACAAGGAGUUUUGGCGUACUGUUCUUGGCUGGAUUACCGUCGCUGAGAAGCAUGCCAAAGACCCAAAUUUCUCUGUCACCGGACUCCCGGGCGAAUAUACCGCAGCCGUUAUAUACCUUACUGGUGCCAUUGUUGCCCAGCUCCCGGAUGGAUUCAAGGAUCUUCGUCCGCUCGUGGCGCUCACUCGCCGCCCGUUCUACUCUCAAAGUGUUACCAUCGUCGCUGGCUGCGCAGAACUUGCCACCACCUUCAACAAACAGAAGACUGUAGAGAUGCUUAGUGCUUUCAACGCUGCCCUCGAAAAGGCCACUUCUGCGCUCAAAGCUGCUGCGGAUGUCAAAUACGAUCCCUAUACCCCAUGGGCCACAUCAGACAGUGCCACCGCCGCGUUCGAGGAGGCAGAGACUGCAAUCAAGUUUUGCUACCAGGACUACCAGGUGUCCUCCGCGACAUGGGAGAAGCGCAUGAAGAAUUCACGAGACUCUGACGCAGAUCGACUUGCUCAGUUGGAGAAACGCUUCAGUCGUGCCAAGACCGAUUUCCCCGCUGAACAAACUAUCGACGUCACGGUGUCAGUCUCCCUUGCAGGGAGCCAAACCCAACCUAUCAGGCGUUCAUACAAGAUCGACUCCGCGCUCACCUUGCAUGCUCUCCUUUGGAAAGAGGCGUCCUUGCGAGAAAGCAUCCCGGCGGCUAACGAAGUGCGCAACCAAGCCUUCUUUUAUGCCACCGCCGACAAGGCCCCGCUCGAUCUUGACAUGCUGAUCUCGAACUUGCCUAAUGCUCAAGGGCGGAGUGGCAAAGUGGUCGUACUUGUUGUCCCCAACGUCUAA
Messenger RNA from Mycena indigotica, 1554 nucleotides. RefSeq lists its product as uncharacterized. Lineage: Eukaryota; Fungi; Basidiomycota; Agaricomycetes; Agaricales; Mycenaceae. The transcript is spliced from 10 exons. The record is from RefSeq and is a predicted model, not a curated record. Bases 1 to 1554 code for a protein of 517 amino acids.